Tarenaya hassleriana is the source of this 1632-nucleotide messenger RNA. Its product is annotated as transcription factor TCP7. The record is from RefSeq and is a predicted model, not a curated record. Gene Ontology annotation, molecular function: sequence-specific DNA binding; DNA-binding transcription factor activity. Gene Ontology annotation, cellular component: nucleus. The coding region runs from base 121 to 918 and encodes 265 amino acids. NCBI's taxonomy places the organism in Eukaryota, Viridiplantae, Streptophyta, Magnoliopsida, Brassicales, Cleomaceae. The transcript has a single exon. Gene Ontology annotation, biological process: regulation of circadian rhythm.
UUCUCCUCCCUCCCUCCCUUCGUCUCCUUCUUCUUCUUCUUCUUCGUCUUCCUCAGAUCCCACAAAACCCAACUCUACAUCCAUUUCCCAUCGUUUCUCCCCUGAAACUAACCUCCUCCCAUGUCGAAUCCUGAUGGAGCUGGUAACGCCGUCUCCAACGGUGCCAUGAUCGAUCGCCACCGUCAGAAUUCGACGUCGGCGGGUAACGGAGCUCUCGCCGUUAAGAAGCCUCCGUCAAAGGAUCGUCAUAGCAAGGUCGAUGGUAGAGGGAGGAGGAUUAGGAUGCCCAUUAUUUGCGCUGCUCGGGUUUUUCAACUCACCCGAGAGCUCGGUCACAAGUCCGAUGGUCAGACCAUCGAGUGGCUCCUCCGUCAGGCCGAGCCUUCCAUCAUAGCCGCCACCGGGACCGGCACCACUCCGGCUAGCUUCUCCACUGCCUCCGUCUCCGUCCGCGGCGGCGGCAACUCCACGUCGCUAUCUUCGUUCUCGUCUCUCGACCAUAAACCCUUGUCGGGUCCCGCUCCGUUCAUACUCGGAAAGCGUGUGAGAGCCGAGGAAGAUUCCGGCGGCGGAGGUAAGGACGACGGAGGAGUUACGUCGGUAGGACACACAAUGGGUUCGUUCGUGGGCUCAGCUUCACCGGCUGGGUUCUGGGCAGUGCCAGCUCGGCCGGAUUUCGGACAGUUUUGGAGCUUCGCCGCGGCGGCGGGAGCUCCGCCUGAGAUGGUGUUACAGUCGGCGUCCAUAACGCAGCAAACGGCUGCGCUCUUCGUCCACCAGCAACAGCAGGCUGCCGCCGCCAUGGGAGAGGCCUCGGCGGCAAGAGUCGGGAACUAUCUCCCGGGUCAUCUCAACUUGUUAGCCUCUUUGUCAGGUGGUACCGCCGGGUCAAAUCGGAGAGAGGAUGACCCGCGUUGAUUUUGGACCAGGGCUCGACCAAAAAGGUCUGGUCUUUACGCUCUAGUGGCCUCUCCAUUAAUCUAUAAGUUGCUUACAAGAAUAUGGUAUAUAGCUCUGUUUAUGCCAUCGUAUUCUUUGUGUUUCUUGUGAGUGUCUUGUGUGCUUUUGAGGCAAAAAAACAAGGGUACAUUUUUUUUUGUCGGUGUGGGAAUUAGUGUUAGGAGCCUUAAUUAGAUCCUCAGAAUCUGGGAAUUUGUAUGAAAGUGAGUGAAGGUAGCGUUGCUUUUCAUCUUUCUUUUUUUCUAAUUUAAUUAGCGUUUGUUCUGAUUAGGGUUUAGGGUUUUAGACCUUGGGAUCACGAUUUGUUUUGAGAGAGAGAGAGACAGAUUGAUCUUUGAUGGGUCUCAACAUGGAUCAACUUCAGGAGAUUGCUUGUCUUCCUCUCUCUCUUCUUCUUCUUCAUGCCGAAAAAGGGGGCAGUUUCAUCAAUUGCCGCCUGACGCAGAAACCGGGAAGCGGUUUCACGGUUUCCUUCGUCUGGUUUUCCGGCGAUUCGGCGCCGUAUGUUAUUGGGUUUGAACCUUCAUCAUCAACCGUCAAACCCCCAGAUUGUUCUUCAUAAUCGUGUUGUUGUUACAACUCAUGUGGUAACCAUUUGCGCAAGCUGUUAACCACUAUUAUCAAUAUAUAUACAUAUACAUAUAUAUAUCUCCGAGGUUUUUCAGCAAUUAA